Molecule: messenger RNA, 2036 nt
Organism: Bolinopsis microptera
Lineage: Eukaryota; Metazoa; Ctenophora; Tentaculata; Lobata; Bolinopsidae
Product: zinc finger CCHC-type and RNA-binding motif-containing protein 1-like
Exons: 5
Coding region: 11-1033 (340 amino acids)
Biological process (GO): mRNA splicing, via spliceosome
Cellular component (GO): U12-type spliceosomal complex
Molecular function (GO): RNA binding; zinc ion binding
Source: RefSeq, a predicted model, not a curated record
AUAUGUCGAAAUGUCAGACGAAACAAAUACAGAAAAACUAGAAACAAAUGCUCAACAAAAAGGGAAUAUUAUCGAUAAAAAAGAAGCUAGCAAUGGACAAACAGAAAUCAGCGCUGGAGAAAGCAGUACUGAAAAACUAACGACUUCAAGCCCUGAUCCACAAACUGUGCAGAAGAUUGUAGCCGCUGACAACGUUUUCAGGAUUCCCCAAAUUCCGCUUCAGAGAAUAAGAGCAGAAAGACCAGUUGAGCAUAUUCAUUUUGACAAGAAAUGGGCUGCUAAAAAAGGUAGUGGUGGGUUGGCGCCAAGCAAGAGUACAGUGUACAUUGCCAAUCUGCCUUUCUCAUUGACAAACAACGAUCUCCACAAGAUACUGGAGAAGUUCGGAAGAUGUAUCAAAGUUUCCAUACCAAGAGAUAAGGAACACAGAAGUAAAGGAAUCGCUUUCGCUCUGUUUCUAGAACGAGAACCCUGUAUUCGGGUCAUCAAUACUUUUCACGGGAAACAGUUGUUCGGCCGGACCCUGAAGUGCUGCAUGGCGAAAGACAACGGAAGAACGAGAGAAUUCAUCAGAAGGAAAGACUAUCCCGACAAGUCAAGAUGUUUCGAGUGUGGCGAGUACGGUCAUCUCAGCUUUAAGUGCGUUAAAAACGUUCUAGGAGAAAGGAAGAGACCACGAAAGAAGAAGAGGAAGAGGGGUGAGAAAAAGGGAGAAGUAGACAAUUAUUUCAAUCCUGAUAUCAGUUUAGCUGAGGCCAUCGCAGAAGACGCAGAAAUGGCGGAAGAAACAGAAAGACUAGAGGAUGAAAACUCAACUGAAUCGAAGAAGGAACCGGAGGAACCGCCAGGUCCGGCUGUUGCAAUUUAUGAAGAUCAGGAUGGGAACCGUUAUCAAACCACGAACUCAGAACAAUUCGUUUCUUAUCAGACUUUACCUCAGAAACUCAUUUCGAGGGUUUCGAACACUGUCAGUAAGAAACGGUAUCAGCAGGAUGCCUAUUUCAGUGACGAGGAAAUUCUUGAAGAAGACUGACUCGUAUGUAUCUUGUACUGAAGUUCAUCUACCCGAGUGCUUAAGUAUGGCGGUCGCGCGCUACUGCAAGCCGGAGAUCAGAGGGCUCUGGUUAGAGCAAUACUGAAGCUUGAUAGCUUAAGCCUUAGAUACCUAACAAAGCUCCAUGGUCUGGUUAUUUAUGCACAUUGACCUCAUGACCUGCAUUUCAUAGUAGAGGGCUGACCUUUUUGGGACCUUACCAUUAGUUCUUUAGAACAAAGAAAACCAGAGUCCAAAGGAGAAGACUGGGAAAAUCGCCAUUUUGGCCAUGCCCAUUUGUGUUAUAUUCAUUAUUCAUUCUAGAGUAACCCGGCCCGUGCCUACGGCCGGGACUUCCCUAUCGCAGUUGACAUGCAAAAGUAUAAACCCCUCUAAUAUAUUCGAAAACAUGCAUCAGUCCAAACAGAUCACAAUUUAAUUCCGAGUGCUCCUCAUAUAUUUAAUAAUAAUACUUGAUAGGCAAUCUUGAGGUCCCCUGCCAAUUUAAAUAGCAAAUCUGUUAUAAGGGGAGCCGGAGAGGGAGAGUAAGUGAAACACUUGGGUCACAAAAUGAUCGAUUAAACCACCAUAACAUUAAACAAUCGAAUUCGACACAAGAAGUGUGAGUAGAACGAGAAGAAGUCCCAGAGUUCUUCUGGAAAAUUCUUCCGGCAACGGGGUUUUGUUUACAAGAGGAUGCAGGCGGUUCAAAUGGACAAAUAGUUUAACAGUUGCUGACAAGAUAUUUGAACAGUCCCUUCAAACGGGUCGAAUAAAGUCCCGAAAUACCAACAAUAAGCUGAACUAUAACACAUUCGCAACAAAGGUUACCCCAUUAACUUGUACUUUACCUCAUUGUAAAAUGAUUGUUUUAACUAAUUGAGUGCUUUACAACAGUAAACAUUACCUCCGGUAUUCUCGUAGGAACCAAUCCUAUGCGUGCACGUUACACAAUACUCAUCAAAUAGUCUUAAACUCCACCCUUUGAGGAAACAUGCCGGUA